AUGUUUUAUUAUCCGAACGUGCUUCAGCGUCACACGGGCUGUUUCUCUACUAUUUGGUUGGCAGCCACUAAAGGCAUCAGGAUUUCCAGAAGAGAGUAUCUCAAGGUAAACGUCAACAGAACAUGUGAGGACAUUGUGGAUUAUGUGAUGGUCCAGGUUCCUCCUGUCCACUCCAGUCUUCCUCGGCCCCGUUUCUCUCUCUACCUGUCCUCUCAGCUGCAGUAUGGUGUGAUCAUUGUCUACCAUAGACAGUGUGCUUUUUUGCUGGAGGAGGUCCAGCAGACCAUCGAGCGGUUGCUUCGCUCAGAGAGACACUUGCGCAUUGACAUGCCGGACACUGAUAGGUUGGUGCUGAAUGUGCCUGACUCUCUGUUCCAGCUGGAAGAGGGAGAGUGGGCACUGGAACCGUUCUUUGGAGUGAUGGGUGUUGAAUGUGAGCUCCCGAGUCCCUACAUGUUACAACAGCCGUUCAUGGAGGCUUCAUCUCCUCUGGUGGCCAGAAUGGAAAUUACAGCGCCUAAAGGCCUCAUUGCUUCUCCUGAAUCAAUCACCAUCAAAGACGCAGUGCCGGUGCCUGUGCUUUCAGCUGAGUUUGGUGGGGCAGAGUUACCUGAGGCCACAGCCCAUGAGAUCGACAUGCUCAUGGAACAACAAGAUCAGUUCCACCUUGGAGAUGAGGAAGACAGGGAGAGGGAGAGGGCUACAGAGAUGGAGAAAUCAGGAGAGAUAGAGCCGGCUAUGGUCUCUAUAGAACAACUGAAGAAUAGUGCAUGCAUCGUGGACGAGAGGACUGGACGUCCUACAGAGGUCACCUUAGAUAGGGUCGCUAUGGAGAUUACCCCUCCCCCCUUUACCAUGCCACCAACCACUGAGGCCAGCGAGAGAGACGUAGAGCAAGCACAUGAGAUGGAGCGCUCCAGCGAGACCCUGUUAGUGGAAGAAUCUGUGCCUUCAAAGAGACGAGGUCGCAAACGACAACUGAUCUUUGCCGACCAACACACACAGAUACCCCAGGAUGCAAUGCGACAACAAAUCAACAACCCUCUGAUUGAAACUCAUUCUUUGUCUGAUGUACUCCUACGUUUUCCUGCCUCCUGGAAGGCAUCAGCAGAAGUUCUGCUCAGCACGCCGUGUAACUUGCUCAUUCACCCUGACCUCCAGUCUCUGUGGAAAUGCCGCAGAAUUCCUCCCACCCUCCCCCGUUCCUCAAGAAAAUGUCGGGCACAGGACGAGAGUGAGCUGUCAGAAAUGGAGAGAGAAAGAGGGAUGGUAGAAAAGGAGAGGAGCAGGGAGUCAAGUAGAGAGGUGGUCAGGGAGUCUGGUGAGGCUGCUCUGGUUCUGUCUGAGCUCUCAGCAAACUCUGACGUGCUGCUGGAUAUGUCUAAAGGAGACAGGUCUCAGAGUGUCAUCAUCACUCCUACCGGCAGAUGGUCUCCUGAAGAGGCUCCUGUCUCUAUGGAGGUGAUCUUAGAGGAGAAUGUUGAACUGCCACAUGGAGAGACAGAGGCUGAGAUAGGAGACAUCGCCACCUCUGAGCUCCUCAGACUGAUCAUUGGUUUCAUCAAUCGCUUUGGAAAGGUCUCAUUUCACUCACUGCUGCCCCCAGAGGCUGAGCGAAGUACUGCAGCUCAUCUGUUCUACAAAAUGCUGGAGCUGAUCUGUGCUCGAAAGAUAAGUGCAUAUCAGACUGAACCGUUUGGAGCCAUCACCAUUACCAUGCACCACUGAAGAAGACACACUAAAAGUGUACUUCAAGUCAAC
This is a messenger RNA of Myxocyprinus asiaticus (Chinese sucker), 1761 nucleotides long. RefSeq names its product meiotic recombination protein REC8 homolog. The transcript is spliced from 18 exons. Bases 1 to 1728 code for a protein of 575 amino acids. Lineage: Eukaryota; Metazoa; Chordata; Actinopteri; Cypriniformes; Catostomidae. Gene Ontology annotation, molecular function: protein binding; chromatin binding. The record is from RefSeq and is a predicted model, not a curated record. Gene Ontology annotation, cellular component: cohesin complex; synaptonemal complex. Gene Ontology annotation, biological process: mitotic sister chromatid cohesion; replication-born double-strand break repair via sister chromatid exchange; synaptonemal complex assembly.